GAGAAAAAGGGGAAAGCGGGCGGGACGUGUGUGUGUGUGUGUGUGUGUGUGCUUCAUUUUUGUUGUCUCUACGGUGUAAACGAAGUGGAAGGUUUGCAGCCGUCUAAAGAUUUCAAGACUUUAGGUCUAGGCACUAAAUGAGAAUGGCAUUGACAGUGUCAAGUGACUUGACUGUCAAUGCAACUACAGACCAGAAUGUGAACAAAUUAGCAGGCAAACAGGAGGAACUGAAAAAGAGCUUACAGAAAGGAGAACCUAAGUCAAUAGGGAUUUCUCAGGUCAUAAUUGGAUUUCUGAUCAUCUCUUACUCUGUGCCACUGCUCUCUGCCAAACUCACAGAGGUCGUUAUGUUUGGUGUGCCGUGGUGGAGCGGGAUCUCUUUUGUCCUAGCAGGUGCCGUUACUCUUGCAUUGGAAAAACAUAACCGGGUUUCUUUGGUCUUCACAUGCAUGGUGGUCACAGUUUUGGCUGCAGUCAUCUCAGUCAUUGCUGGAAUCUUCUAUGUUGUUGACAUUAUGAAGCACCCACAGACUCCUUGCAAGUUCAUUACAAAACAGUCAUGUGAAGAAGAGUUUUACACCACGAGACUAAGUGUAGAAGUGAAGUCAAUUCUCUUGUCACUCAGCAUGGUGCAGACUGCCAUUUCCUCUGCUUCUGCAUUUAUUCUGUACAAAGAAAGGCAAAAUUAUAACAACUACCAGUUUGUGUAUUAAUGAGGUCCUGGACACAGAAAAAAAACUUUGAUGGCUUUGGACUUCAAUCAACAGUCUCCACACAUUUUUAUUUGUAAAUAAUUAUAUAAUACAUUAGUUAUAAUACAUGCGUAGAUAUAUUGUUUCUUACGGAAUACAUAUUGGACAUACUGUGUAUUAGAAUGCAUUAGACAUUUUGUUAACAUUUUAUAAAAUAGGCUCUAUACAAUGAAUCUUUCAAAUUGCAUUUCGACUGCACUUAAACUGUGUUGUGAAAGAGAUCACUUCAGCUGCAAACAGAGUUCUAAUGUACUGUCUUGCUAGUUUCCUUGAAUGUACAAUAAGCUGUGUUGUGUCCACUCUUGCAGCUGGUGGCCUAUAACCUUUCAAAAUUCUUUCUCAAUUCCCUACAGUAUUUCUCUCUUGUUACAACAGAACUACUCACCUCUUUAGCUUCAUCUGUAACGGGAAACAGUCUGCAGUGACUUUACAGUUAUAAUGCUUGAAUAAUUUCUUAUAUCCUCCAAAUUUAAAAAUGCCAAAAAUUAAUGUGACCAUACAUUAAAUUUACAUUUAAUAUA
Clarias gariepinus (North African catfish) is the source of this 1273-nucleotide messenger RNA. It is a transcript of the gene tmem176, whose product is annotated as transmembrane protein 176. Gene Ontology annotation, cellular component: membrane. Bases 138 to 713 code for a protein of 191 amino acids. Lineage: Eukaryota; Metazoa; Chordata; Actinopteri; Siluriformes; Clariidae. The transcript has 7 exons. The record is from RefSeq and is a predicted model, not a curated record.